AUUAGAAAUCAAUCAAGUGAAAGGAAAUAUGUGUGUGUGGUGUUAAGGUAAAUUAUGAGAGAAUGUUAUGGAUGUAAUGUGGCCAAGGGUAUGCUUUCCACACAGAAAUCUUCUCAUAUUGUAUCAAAACCAAAAAAAAGAAAAAAGCAAAAAGGAGGUCUCUGUUAAACUUUGGGGCAAAGGUGUGAUUACAAUAUGGUGAAGAAAAGUGAAUGGAUGGUGACUAACAAAAGCAAAAUCAUUACAAACCAGGUCAUCGAGUUUUGUUAACAUAUUUAUCAACCAUUAUGAACAAGAUGCUUUUCUAAUAUAUCUACAUAUGUACAUAUUUAUAUAUAUAAUCUGUUUAAAUUUUCAACAAUAGUAUAUGAAGGACACUAUCAGUAAUUCCAUUUUAUAAAUGAUAAAACUUAAACACAGUGAAAGCAGCAGUCUUUGGAGGAUAUGAUUAAUGUUUUAAACCUAUCUUAUCUGAACAGAUUGAAAACAUAAAACAAUUGUGAUUAUGUUGUCAACCAUAUUCAUGUUGGACCCAACAUAUCUUAGCACUCUACACAAAUUUCUCAUCGAAACACUGUCUGUGUUAUACACAACAGGAGGUAAUGAGUAUAAAUUUUAGACAGAAAGUUAUUUGGGAAAUAGAGGGGAAGGAAUGAUUGAGAAUGAGUUUGUUUAAAGAAUAAAAGAUAAAUUUAAAAAAUAAUAAUAAUGAUCAAAUUCAAAAUCUUAAACAAUGGAUACAGGAAGCUAUUUUGUGAGCCAAAAACUAUUUGUAACCAAAUUACAAGGAAAGACACUAAAGUCGUCAAAAAGUUUAAGAUUUAAUUCAGGAUUCAGCUUCAGUGAGCACUCCAAUAUAAUUGUACGAGUAUUCCCAAUCCAAUGAGCAGAUAAAAAUAAAAUAUAAAUUGAGCAUAACAGCAUUGAAGAAGAAGACCUUAUAAUGUGUUGCAGUGUCAUAGGGAUAAAGUGAUCUGAUUUUGAAAAAAUAUCCCUUGAGAUUAAAAAAAUAUACAACUGCAGAACCUAGGCUCCCAAAACCCAGUGUCGUCAGUAUAAAAACAAUAUUACAGUAGUAGCCUAGGAAAGAACCUAGGCUACUAUUGUAAUAUUGUUUAUAACCAAACUUAAUAAAAUAUUAGUGUGAGAUGGCUUGCAGCAUUUGUUGAGCUCUAAAUUAUUGCUAUGUGAUGUUAACAUCACUCUUCUCAUAUAUUUCUGAAUUACAGAUUGAGUAUAAUAAGUCAACAAUGAGAAACCACACAGUAACCAAUUUUAUCCUGCUGGGACUGAGCAAUGACCCACAACUGAAGGUUGUGAUUUUUAUCUUUCUAUUUCUCACCUAUAUAUUGAGUGUAACUGGGAACCUGACAAUCAUCUCCCUCACCUUCAUUGACUCUCGCCUUAAAACUGCCAUGUACUUUUUCCUACAAAAUUUCUCCUUCUUGGAAAUCUCAUUUACAUCUGCUUGUAUUCCCAGUUACCUCUACAACAUAUCGACAGGUGACAGGACAAUCACAUAUGACAAUUGUGCCAUUCAAAUUUUUUUUAUUGACCUCUUUGCUGUUACAGAAUUUUUUCUUCUUGCCACCAUGUCCUAUGACAGAUACAUAGCCAUCUGCAAACCCCUACAUUAUGUGACCAUCAUGAACAACAAGGUCUGUAGAAGACUCAUUCUGUGUUGCUGGACAGCUGGCUUGUUAAUCAUACUCCCACCGCUAAGCCUGGGCCUAAGUCUGGAAUUCUGUGACUCUAAUGUCAUCGAUCAUUUUGCCUGUGAUGCAUCCCCUCUCCUAAAGAUCUCAUGCUCAGAAACAUGGCUCAUAGAGCAGGUGGUCAUGGUUUGUGCUGUGCUGACCUUUAUCACGACCCUUGUAUGUGUUGUCCUGUCUUAUGUUUACAUCAUCAAGACUAUUCUUCGAUUCUCUUCUGCCCAGCAAAGGAAAAAGGCAUUUUCUACCUGCUCUUCCCACAUGACUGUGGUUUCCAUCACCUAUGGCAGCUGCAUUUUCAUCUAUAUCAAACCUUCACCAAAAGAAUCAGUGUCCAUUAAUAAGGGUGUGACAGUACUCACGUCUUCCAUCUCCCCCAUGCUGAAUCCCUUCAUUUACACCCUGAGGAACAAGCAAGUAAAACAAGCUUUCAAUGACUCAAUCAAAAGGAUUGCGUUGCUUUUAAAGAAGUUAAGAAAUUCACAAACGGAAAGCAAUUAACUUUUUAUAAAAAUACCAGAAGUCCCUAUAUUGUAUCUUUAACCAUUUGUUCUUUUCCUUUCUAGUAAAGGAGAUUUAUCAGGAUAGCAUUUGUCAAUAAGAGAACAUAUCACAUUUCCAGAUAACUGAAUACAUGUCUUCACAGCACACUGAGCCUUAAUAAACCUGCAAACAAAACAAAAUCAUUCAGUUCAU
This is a messenger RNA of Loxodonta africana (African savanna elephant), 2408 nucleotides long. RefSeq names its product olfactory receptor 6C2-like. Gene Ontology annotation, biological process: G protein-coupled receptor signaling pathway. The coding region runs from base 1191 to 2213 and encodes 340 amino acids. Gene Ontology annotation, molecular function: olfactory receptor activity; G protein-coupled receptor activity. The record is from RefSeq and is a predicted model, not a curated record. The transcript has a single exon. Gene Ontology annotation, cellular component: membrane. NCBI's taxonomy places the organism in Eukaryota, Metazoa, Chordata, Mammalia, Proboscidea, Elephantidae.